Messenger RNA from Eriocheir sinensis (Chinese mitten crab), 843 nucleotides. RefSeq names its product profilin-like. Gene Ontology annotation, molecular function: actin monomer binding. Bases 169 to 546 code for a protein of 125 amino acids. The record is from RefSeq and is a predicted model, not a curated record. The transcript is spliced from 3 exons. NCBI's taxonomy places the organism in Eukaryota, Metazoa, Arthropoda, Malacostraca, Decapoda, Varunidae. Gene Ontology annotation, cellular component: cell cortex.
CUCUAUGCGCUGCCGGUAGAGAGGGGCUGACUGGCUGCCUGGCUAUCACCGAAGCUCUUAUCAGUGGAUCCCAGUGGGUGCAAGCUGCGCUCAUCGAAGUCAGUCGAGAGGCUAACUUCAGUCGGCCAGCACCUCCGUCCCUCGCCGCAGCCGCCCACACCGCUCAAGAUGUCUUGGAACUCCUACAUCGAGAACCUGCAGGCCAGCGGCAGCGUCAAAAAGGCGGCGAUCUGCGGCCACGACGGCUCGCUAUGGGCGGCCACGGAGGGCUGGAACGUGACCCCCGACGAGGCCAAGAACCUGGUGACCGCCUUCACUAACAGCAGCAACCUCGUACAGUCAGGCAUGCACGUAGGGGGCACGCGGUUCAUCUUCCUGAGUGGCACGGAUCAGGUGUUGAGGGGCAAGAAGGGCCAGGCUGGAGUCCACGUAGCGAAGACCGGCCAGGCCAUACUGAUCGGCUACUACGAAGACCCGACCUCCCCCAACCAAUGUGCAACCCAAGUGGAAACCAUGGCCGACUACCUCAAGGGCAUGAACUACUGAACACCCGAUGGCCGGCACGGAGUUCGAAGCAGUGUUAAGUGAAGCAGUUGUGGGGGAUGUCAUGAGCCGAUCCAUUUUUUUUGUUAGAUUAUAUAAGAAUCCUUCUCAACCCACUGAAUGUCAGAUGUUAAUGGUUGUAAAGGAGGUAGUUCCUGAUUUUUCCGCCCUUAUACUAAGGGCACCCUAACAACUCCAUCAUCAGUGUGUCAACAGCCCGAGCUUCCAAACUGAACGUUGUGAUAGUGACUUUUUACCUUCAAUGACAUCAAAAAUUAAGUAAUAAAUAAUUAUCUUGUA